AAUGGGAUGGUGGUUUGCACGAACUUGAUUUUCACUGUUAUUAACUUGUAUACCACUAGAUGGCGCUGUUGCAACUAAUCUUACCACCCAUGGAAGAAGAAAGAUACCACCAGACAUCUCAGUCUCAGUGGGCAAACCUAGCUGAUCCGCUAACACUUAGCGUUAUAACAUUUACCCUUAGGUAUCAUUUUAACCAUUUUUGAAUGCAACGAAUGUCUUGUGAUUCAGACUUCAGACAGUAUAUUCGUCCGUACCGAUUUAUUUUAGAUUUAGGACAUCACCAGCUGACUAACUAGAUAGCUGCUAGCUAUCCAGCUACCUGGCUGGCUAACUAGCUACUCAGCUGUCAACAAACAUCAAGAAACGUUAACGUUUACGGGGAACUGAUUUAUUCAGAAUAAUGGACCAGCACAAUACGACAUACUCCGUCCAGCUUUACAUAUACGACCUGUCCAGGGGGAUGGCUCGUCAGCUCAGCCCUAUCAUGUUGGGAAAACAGCUUGAUGGAAUCUGGCACACUGCCAUUGUGGUUUUUGGAGAAGAGUUUUUCUUUGGAGGUGUUGGCAUCUCAAGCUGUGCGCCGGGUGGUACGAUGUUGGGCCCUCCAGACUCUGUGGUGGAACUUGGAAACACAGAGGUGAAUGAAGAGAUCUUUAUGGAUUACCUCUCAUCGCUCGGGGAGACCAGUUACAGAGGAGACCGGUACCGACUGUUUGAGCACAAUUGUAACACCUUCACCAACGAGGUAGCCCAGUUUCUCACAGGCCGGAAGAUUCCGUCUUACAUCACAGACCUUCCCUCGGAGGUGCUCUCAACGCCUUUCGGCCAGGUGCUGCGGCCCAUCCUGGACUCCAUCCAUAUCGCUCCCCCAGGUGGCAAUGUGAUCAACGGCCAUAACAACCACAGUUAGACCCCCCUGCCGACCACACUCUCAAGCAAGAGAAUACACGACGCCCUUUUAGCUGACACGCACUAUGUGGUGAAGGUCUGCUUUCUUCUGUAUUAUACCGAACACGAUGGCUUUUGCUCCUUGUAGUUCACGUGUAUUUAUGAUGCUUUGAGUAUAUGUAUGUGUGUAUAUAUAUAUAUAUAUAUAUAUAUAUAUAUAUAUAUAUAUAUGAAGCUGUUCUGUUGUGCACAGAUUUGCACAUUUCUACCCUGGUCUGGAAUCUCUGUCUUGGUUUUUUGCUUUUUUUUUCCCGAAAAUUGUUCUCACUUUCCUCCCUUUUCUCAAAGUGGAUCAUUUCAUACUGCUGAACUUUGAACCUUUAUGUCAGAUAUGUGUAUUUAUUAUCGGCUUGUCCCGUGGUGUAUUUAGUCAACAUUUCCUCUUCUCUCUUCUCCUCUCCGGUCUAUCACAAUGGAGACAUAUAUCCUGUACUGAGACAUAGGCAGAGACUUUUACAGAAUACAAGGGGGUCUAUUGCUCUGACUCACAAUGCCAAAUCUAGAGUAAAACAUCAAAAAUACAUUGUGUUUGACAGAGCAAAAGAGCACAGGAGAAAGCCCAGCCUCACUGGCUCAGUGUUGGUUUCCAAAAUAUUUGUUGCUGAAUCAUUCAGUUGAUUUGCUCUGUUAUUUUUACUCUACAAUGCAUCAAGAAAUGUAAAAUUUCUGAAGCCAAGAGCCAACUCUCAUUGCUUGUGUAGACUUAAUCCAAAUCAGCAAUUCAAAAGCAAAAUCAAGUUAUGUUUAUAGGAGAGGGCGUAUGUGUGUGUGCGCGUGCGUGCGUGCGUGUGUGCAUGUAUGGAUGGGUGAGCGUGUGCUUGUCUGUGCGCGUGUGUGAGCCUCUGCCUGUGUGUGUAAACUCAUUUAUUUAGUUCUAACCCCAGUUCUGUGCGGUGGAAAGGAUCAUCACUGUCUACCCACCAGUGGGACUAAUUGAGUAUCUGACUAAGAGAAGGGUUCAUCUCACCUUCACCCCCAGCUGUAGUUGCCCAGCUCUGUGCCGAGCGGAGGGCCUUAGAUCUUCAUGCCCCACCAGACGGUGUGAGUAAUGUACACCUCGGUGCCUUUCUCCCCCAGUCCACACCCCCAACCCCCUUUGGCACUCACACACACACACACACACACACACACACACACAGGUGGGGUCAACCCCCCCCGCAAACACAAACACACACACACACACACACACACACACACACACACACGUACAUACUCACGUACUUACUCUCCCUUAACACUUAACAAAAAAACCUCCAGAAGAGUGCUGUAGGGACCAUUAACAUGUUGUCAUCAGGUAUUUAUUUUCCUGCUGGAGCUAGCUGUAGCUCAAGCAUUGCUGUUUGAAGUUGUUGCUGCAUCAGAAAUAUGUAAACAAUGCUAAUGAAUAUAUGCCUCAUAUAAAUAGUUCUAAUGUACUUUAUGUGUACAUUUGUAUUUGAAGGUAGACUUUUCAUGAAGAGCUAAAUCUUACGCAGCAAUGCGUUUGCUUUUUUUAAUGUUGGGCUUUAAUAAACGGCAAAUCUGGAAUUUACAACCAGUGCCAUGUUGGGUAAACACUAACAUUUACAAAGCUGGUGUUCAUUCAGCUACUCAUAUCACCAGGAGACUUUUGACGUUCUUAAGCCAAUAUGAUAAAGGAAGGAGAGGAGGAGGGAAGUGGAGUGAAUGCUCGCCUAUUGUGCAGUCAUACAACUGAGUACACUAGAAUCCAGCUAUGGACUCAACAUAGCAAUCAUGAGGCCAUGCAUUAGGAGCCUGGCAGUACAUCUUAGACUUUGUGGGUAGUGUCACAGACUCACAGUGCCACAUUUGAUGUACACUGUGUGUGUGUGUGUGUGUGUGUGUGUGUGUGUGUGUGUGCUGCGUGUGUUUGAGUGUGUGAGUGAGACAGGUGUUAAUACCCUGGGAUCUUUUUUGUAAUAUUUUCUUUUAUCCCCAUUAAACAUGCUCUCUACCAGCUGUUAACUAAUAUGACCUAGAGCACAUCAACCCUCAUUAUGUGAAAUUAUAUGGUAUGUUUAUUCUGUUUUAUUGAAAAGUUUAUUAUUUAAAAUAUUUCUUAUGUUAAGUAUUUAUUUAUCUUAUUUGUGUUAUUUGUAUUGUGUAAUUAUGAAUAUUUUUUUUUCAGUUGCCAUUCAUUGUCAUGUGUAGAUGUAUAAUGUGAAGCCAUCAUCCAUAAGUAUUCUUACAUGCACUACAGCCUUGAAUAAAUUGCUUAUGUUCCAACCUACUUCUGCUUUAGUUUGAAUAAAAUAUGCUCAGAACAAUU
Messenger RNA from Alosa alosa (allis shad), 3217 nucleotides. It is a transcript of the gene desi1a, whose product is annotated as desumoylating isopeptidase 1a. The record is from RefSeq and is a predicted model, not a curated record. Bases 401 to 910 code for a protein of 169 amino acids. The transcript has 6 exons. Lineage: Eukaryota; Metazoa; Chordata; Actinopteri; Clupeiformes; Clupeidae. Gene Ontology annotation, molecular function: peptidase activity. Gene Ontology annotation, biological process: protein modification by small protein removal.